GCCGAGACAGCCCACAGUCGAUCCUCUCGUUAGCGGACAGUGAAGGUUACCUGCUUCAACAGUGCUUGAACGGCAACCUCUCAACUGUCUUCAAACAACCCCGAACGGGAUUCAUCUCUUUGAUCACUCAUCCUAUCAUCGAUCACAACAAAUCAAAUUAUAAUCACCUCGAAACUUCUGCUUGCCAGUUUAUCCUAAACACGUUUAGCUUUGCUAGCUAGAUACCUGUUUUGCUAACGGUGCGAGCCACUCCGACAGCUUUCCGUCCUCCUGACAAGAAGACCCGCCGCGUCUGAACCAUGAGUUCCCAAGUGAGACAGAACUUCCACCAGGACUGCGAGGCUGCAAUCAACAGGCAGAUCAACCUGGAGCUGUACGCCUCCUACGUCUACCUGUCUAUGGCAUACUACUUCGACCGGGAUGACCAGGCAUUGAACAACUUUGCCAAGUUCUUCCGUAAUCAGUCACAUGAGGAGCGGGAGCAUGCCGAGAAGCUAAUGAAAAUGCAGAACCAGAGGGGGGGGAGGAUUUUCCUACAAGAUGUCAGGAAGCCAGAGAGGGAUGAGUGGGGCAGUGGUAUUGAGGCCCUGGAAUGUGCCCUGCAACUUGAGAAAAGUGUGAAUCAGUCCCUGCUGGACCUGCACAAGCUCUGCUCGGAUCACAAUGACCCACAUAUGUGCGAUUUCAUCGAGACACACUUCCUGGACGAGCAAGUCAAAUCCAUCAAAGAAUUGGCAGACUGGGUGACCAACCUGCGCCGCAUGGGUGCGCCUCAGAAUGGAAUGGCAGAGUACCUGUUCGACAAACACACCCUGGGCAAAGACAGCAGCUAAAUUCCCUCCAGAUCACAUUCACAAAAGCUUUCCAUAUAUGUAUAUUUGUAUCUUGCUUCCCAAAAUAUGAAGCCAUCUGCAUGAUAGUGGCUAGUCAUUUAAACCGCUUAUAUUAUUCAUGUCAUUAUUGCCGUCCCUCUACAUUACACUAACACAUAACCCCCUGUUUCCAGAGCUGUGGGCAACUACAUUCAUAGCCCACUGUUGCAUCUUGCACUUCCCUCUGCUGUCUCUGCCUGCGUCAUUACUAUGUAUUUGCUGUGUUUUAUGCCAAGACCUGUUUAAAGCAAAUAAAACGAACCCUCUGGAUUCUGA
Molecule: messenger RNA, 1148 nt
Organism: Acanthopagrus latus (yellowfin seabream)
Lineage: Eukaryota; Metazoa; Chordata; Actinopteri; Spariformes; Sparidae
Gene: fth1a
Product: ferritin, heavy polypeptide 1a
Exons: 5
Coding region: 300-833 (177 amino acids)
Biological process (GO): iron ion transport; intracellular iron ion homeostasis
Cellular component (GO): cytoplasm
Molecular function (GO): ferrous iron binding; ferric iron binding
Source: RefSeq, a predicted model, not a curated record